GCACUCGACUCGGCAGAACAACCCACGUUUCCCAUGAAUGUAACCUCUCCCUCCAUUCUCCUCUUCAGGUUCUUUCUUCAAGUUUCAUAAAAACUACUUUCGAACGUCUACAUAGAGAACAUGAACCUACAGAGAAAGCCAAGAUGGGAGAGAAAGGGUGGUACUUCAAUAUUGCUUUUCUGAGAUAGAAAGUACCCAAUGGGACUAAGAACAAACAUGACAACAAGAUGGGCACCAGGAAGCAAUAGCAAUGGGAAAAGACUCCUGAAUUUGUAAUUCAAAUGCAUCUUCCCUUGCAAGUAACUUGAGAGGGGUGACACAUUGGAGAUUGCCGCUAUAUAAGUGCAAUUAUAAAAUUGUCGAAAAUGUUUUUCCUGUGACGUCUUGGAUUCCAACUUAUUCUGAUUGGAGUAUCACCAGACUAAUGAGCCAUGUAAAUUCUGAUGCAAUGCAAGUUUGGAGUUUUGUCUUACGUGCCCGAUGGGUUGUCAAACUUUCCUUUCUUCCUUACUUUUACGAGGGAAGUCUAUGCGAAGGAGAAAUUUCACCAUGCAAAAUCAAAAGGAAGAGGUGCAUUCUAGGAAAGGCAGUAUGUUAUGCGAUUUUUUCCUUGAAGGAUUGUUGAAUAGGUAUCAUUUCCGUGGUUUAAGAAACAAAAGAAAAGAUAUGUCAGGCAAUUUUGCAAGAGAUUCGGUCAGUGCCGAACGGUUAAGUCUUCUUAAUAACAGUGUUCCUGAACCACUCAACUGCAAAGACUUGCACAAAUACCUUGCCUGGAAAUUUGCAGACGCAGCAGAACUUCGUGAUAUUCCGUCAGUUGUCGUAUCGAAAGUCGGACUAGUCACAUCAACAGAUCUCAUCAAGCAAUUUUAGUUCUCAUAUUGAGGAUGGUGAUUACAUUGUCCAUUCAGAGAUAUUAUGAUCCUUCUCAGUAUGAAAUUCAGCUCCACGGACACUAUUCCCAGCUCUAAAUACCUUAAGGCAAAGGAAGAACUGCAUUGUUAGUUUAUGUAAAAUAGUAACAUUUCUUACCUGCUUUCCUCGUUUCAUUUUUUACCCUGUAAAAUUAAAAACUUAAUAGAUGAGUACUGUAAUGCAU
Messenger RNA from Papaver somniferum (opium poppy), 1099 nucleotides. RefSeq lists its product as uncharacterized. The transcript is spliced from 5 exons. NCBI's taxonomy places the organism in Eukaryota, Viridiplantae, Streptophyta, Magnoliopsida, Ranunculales, Papaveraceae. The coding region runs from base 481 to 873 and encodes 130 amino acids. The record is from RefSeq and is a predicted model, not a curated record.